CUUGAAAGGGGGAGGGAACUUCGCUGAGACGUUCGGUGAUGGGAGCGCAAUGUAUGAGGGGAUAUGGUGCCUCAGGUUUAAAAGAGCAGGAAGCUGAGUGAGAGGGUGCAGAAAGUGCCUUCGCUUGGCGGAGGUUACAGGUGGUGCCUCAGAGUAGCGCUCUGAGGCUGCAGCCUGUAGUCGGGAGGGAGAUCGGAGAACUGAGUGGAAGGGACAGUUUGGGGUCUAGAAUCUUGAGAGGAGGGAGAAGUUCGUGACUUUCUGAGAACUGGCAGGAAUGUGCCUCCUGGCCCUCGUUGCUUCCCCUCUGAGGGGAGGCAUGGUGAGGGAUUGUGGCAGGCUCCACUGAACACUGAGCUGCAGAGGUUCAACUCUACGUAUGGAUCCAGAGAAUAAGAAGUCAGCCACAGAGGCUGCCGCUAUCAUAGACCUCGAUCCCGACUUCGAACCGCAGAGCCGUCCACGAUCCUGCACCUGGCCCCUUCCUCGACCAGAGCUCGCUACGGAGCCACCAGAACCGUCCGAGGUGGAGCCAGGUCUGGGACAGAAGGUACACCCGGAGGGACACUCCGAACCAAUCCUGUUGCCCUCUCGGCUCCCAGAGCCGGCAGGGGGCCCCCAGCCGGGAAUCCUGGGGGCUGUAACAGGUCCUCGGAAGGGAGGCUCCCGCCGGAAUGCCUGGGGGAAUCAGUCAUAUGCAGAACUCAUCAGCCAGGCCAUUGAAAGCGCCCCGGAGAAGCGGCUGACACUCGCCCAGAUCUACGAAUGGAUGGUCCGCACGGUGCCCUACUUCAAGGACAAGGGUGACAGCAACAGCUCGGCAGGAUGGAAAAAUUCCAUCCGUCACAACCUGUCCUUGCACAGCAAGUUCAUCAAGGUUCACAACGAGGCCACCGGCAAGAGCUCUUGGUGGAUGCUGAACCCCGAGGGUGGCAAGGGUGGCAAGGCACCCCGCCGCAGGGCUGCCUCCAUGGAUAGCAGCAGCAAGUUGCUCCGGGGCCGCACCAAAGGCCCCAAGAAGAAACCAUCUGUCCUGCCAGCUCCACCUGAAGGUGCCACUCCAAGGAGCCCUCUAGGCCACUUUGCCAAGUGGUCGAGCAACCCUUGUUCUCGAAAUCGGGAAGAAGCUGAUGUGUGGACCACUUUCCGUCCACGAAGCAGUUCAAAUGCUAGCACUGUCAGCACCCGGCUGUCCCCAAUAAGGCCAGAGUCUGAGGUGCUAGCAGAAGAGGAAAUGCCAGCCUCAGCCAGCAACUACUCAGGGGGUGUCCCUCCCACCCUCAGUGAAGAUCUGGAGCUGCUGGAUGGGCUCAAUCUUGCAUCUCCCCAUUCCCUGCUGUCUAGGAGCAGUCUCUCUGGCUUCUCUGUACAGCAUCCAGGGCUUGCUGGCCCCUUACAUAGCUAUGGUGCCUCCCUCUUUGGCCCACUAGAUGGGCCUCUAUCAGCAGCAGAAGGGUGCUUUUCAAGCUCCCAGUCUCUAGAGGCCUUGCUCACCUCUGAUACACCACCACCUCCUGCUGAUGUUCUCAUGACCCAGGUAGAUCCUAUUCUGUCUCAGGCUCCCACACUUCUGUUACUGGGAGGAAUGCCUUCCUCUAGCAAGCUGGCUACUGGAGCUAGCCUAUGUCCUAAGCCGCUAGAGGGUCCAGGUCCCAGCAAUCUGGUUCCCACCCUUUCUGUGAUGGCACCACCUCCAAUCAUGGGAGGUGCUCCCAUCCCUAAGGUUCUGGGAACCCCUGUGCUCCCAUCUCCUACUGAAGCGACCAGCCAUGACAGAAUGCCUCAGGAUCUCGAUCUUGAUAUGUACAUGGAGAACCUGGAGUGUGACAUGGAUAACAUCAUCAGUGACCUCAUGGAUGGCGGCGAGGGACUGGACUUCAACUUUGAGCCAGAUCCCUGAGUCACAGCCAGAAGCCUCGUCCCCUGCUUCAGACUCAGAGGUGGAGCCAGGCCUGUCCUUAUCUACUUUUUCCCCUGGAGCCCUCCUCAGGAGGUUGGGACCCUGCUUUGGAGCUAGGGUUAGGUGGUCACACACAUGACUAUUGAGGAGAUUCUAAAGAUAAAGCUGUGCCAUGUGGGGAUUAUGGAGGAGGGUGAUGGGAGGAAGGAGGAAAGAGGGCUUAUUCUCACUGUGCCAAUUAGGGGGUAAUUAUGGCCCUGUCUCAGGAGCCAUCAUUGAUUUCCCCUUCCCACCUCCUAGGCCUUGUAGCAGGGGCCAGCAAUGCUGUUGGAAAUGUGAAGUCACCAGUGGCCUUAUUAAUCCUGCCUUUGGGAGCAGGAUGAUAAUGAUGAUUAUUAUUUUUUUUUUGUAGAGAGUCUUACUAGAGCUGGCCCAGGCUAGGUUGGGCCUGGAUUUUUAUGCAGUGGGGUGGGGGGGGGGGGGGGGGGGCUAGGGGACCUAGAAGGGCCAAGUUUUGAGCACUGGAGUGGCUCAGCAGGCCAAAUCACUUUUGGAAGGAUGCAGAUAAGAGACAGGCUUUUUAUAAACUUUUAAAGAACUAUAAACACGAAUAUAGAGAUUUUUAACAGUGAUGAGGUGCUAGUAAUGGCGAGAGUGCUUUGUUUCUUUCUGAAGACUUUGUCACAGUGGCAUGACACAAACACUACAUAUUCUAGGAGGGGAUCCAGGAAGCUGGGCACGGGUGGGUAGCAAAAGUGACCACAGGGAAGCCCACCCUUUUUUUUUUUUUUUUUU
This is a messenger RNA of Onychomys torridus (southern grasshopper mouse), 2695 nucleotides long. It is a transcript of the gene Foxo4, whose product is annotated as forkhead box O4. Gene Ontology annotation, molecular function: RNA polymerase II cis-regulatory region sequence-specific DNA binding; DNA-binding transcription factor activity, RNA polymerase II-specific. The transcript has 3 exons. The record is from RefSeq and is a predicted model, not a curated record. Gene Ontology annotation, cellular component: nucleus. The coding region runs from base 380 to 1900 and encodes 506 amino acids. Gene Ontology annotation, biological process: regulation of transcription by RNA polymerase II. NCBI's taxonomy places the organism in Eukaryota, Metazoa, Chordata, Mammalia, Rodentia, Cricetidae.